UUUAAUACAAACCUUCAAAACGCAUCUCUAUGUCUCAGUGAGCGGAGAAAUAAUGGUAAGCAAUAAACUUGACAUCUCUGGCUACAUAGCACCCUGUUUGGGCCUAAAUACGCAUUUUCCGUGCUUACCAAAUGUGUGUGCCUAAAGUAGUAGCUCCGGGAACUUGGCCCCUGCAGCUAAUUGCUGGCGAUUACUGUCGUUGUAAUUAACCCGAUUUGUCACUGCUCGACACGAACGAGUCUUUUCGUAAUGGUUCAAAGAAAUAAUGGAUGCUACCAAAUUUGUCGAGGCGAGGUACGUGGACUUUGAGUGACCGGAAUUAAUCUCGGGAAACUGAGAGUGAAAACCUAAGUACUUGACCGCCUCCUUUCUCUCUGGUUUAUGGGACGUGUCAUAAAAUUUAUAAAUUAAUAAGCUGAAAAGUGAUUUAAUUCACUAAAAGCGAAUUGUUGGCACAGCAAUGCUCCUUCAUCUGAUGACUGAUUGGUUUGGUUGCACUAACUACGAGUACAUUUUGUACGACGCGCAAUCUUCCACGUUUUAUAUAACUGGAAAAACUCUCAUACCCUCCAGACCGGUUUCUGCGCCAUAACAACCACUUGACUUCGUAAUGCGUAGCGCCUCACUCUAUAAAAUCAGGUAUGAACGACGUUAAAGACAGAUUGUGAUAGGUGCAGUCAGAGUAUCCCUUCAUGGUUCGCAGUUACCGUGCCGUAUUAUUGAGCGUAUACUCCCAACGCAGUUCACGUCCGUUCUCAAUGAAUUUCUUUUGGAUCAUCGUACUGACAUCUGUCGGUUCAACUUGCUAUUGCAAUACUGGCCUUCUGGAUACUUUUGCAAUCAAAGCAGACACAGGAUGUCCUUACUCCAAGCGUCGCAUUGACACCUGCUACUCAGUGCAGCCAGUCACCACAGAGACGGAUCUCAGCCUUACCAAAGCCAGAGCGUCAUGCUUCCGCAUUGGAAUGGACCUGGUGUCGUGGCAGAGCGUAGAUGAAUUGGAUUUCAUAUGGUCCACAAUCAAAAGAUUUUUUAGCCACAAUGAGACGGGAGCUUACGAUAUUCUCAGUCAACUGCCUCAUGACAUCAAAGUAUGGACGGGCCUGCAGCUUGGCUCUGGGGGCUUUUUAUGGGUGAACCAGAAAGAGUUUGACUUGAGCGCCUUGUAA
Acanthaster planci (crown-of-thorns starfish) is the source of this 1169-nucleotide messenger RNA. Its product is annotated as adhesion G protein-coupled receptor D1-like. Lineage: Eukaryota; Metazoa; Echinodermata; Asteroidea; Valvatida; Acanthasteridae. The record is from RefSeq and is a predicted model, not a curated record. Gene Ontology annotation, molecular function: G protein-coupled receptor activity. Gene Ontology annotation, cellular component: plasma membrane. Gene Ontology annotation, biological process: cell surface receptor signaling pathway; G protein-coupled receptor signaling pathway.